Molecule: messenger RNA, 1247 nt
Organism: Hevea brasiliensis (rubber tree)
Lineage: Eukaryota; Viridiplantae; Streptophyta; Magnoliopsida; Malpighiales; Euphorbiaceae
Exons: 10
Coding region: 134-1009 (291 amino acids)
Biological process (GO): lipid metabolic process
Cellular component (GO): membrane
Molecular function (GO): oxidoreductase activity, acting on the CH-CH group of donors
Source: RefSeq, a predicted model, not a curated record
CACAGACGCGAGGCUUGAAGGGUUGAAGCCAAUCCACACGCUACAUAGGAAUAGAAAAUUGUUUUUCCUUCCUCUAAAACCAUAACCCAAGAACUAUAAUUACAGUACACAAUAUCAAACGACGUAAUCCAAAAUGGGAACAGUAAUCGACUCCCACUUUCUAGCUCUCACUGCCAUCGUCACUGUGGGAUAUCAGUUGCUAUUUUUUAUAGUCACUGCUAUUCUCAAGUUUGAUAAGGUCACUGACUUUGCUGGAAGCACGAAUUUUAUAAUACUUGCUGUGUUGACUCUGGUUUUGAAAGGGGCAUGGCAUUUCAGGCAGGUAGUUUUGAGUAUACUAGUAGUACUGUGGGGUCUUCGCCUGGGAUUGUUCCUAUUAAUGAGGAUUCUGCAGUGGGGAGAGGAUAGACGCUUUGAUGAAAUGCGUGGUAAUUUGGGGAGAUUAGCAAUUUUCUGGAUAUUUCAGGCUGUCUGGGUUUGGACAGUGAGUUUACCUGUAACAGUAGUUAAUGCAAGUGACAGAAAUCCAUCUAUUCAGGCUGAGGAUAUAAUUGGAUGGCUUAUGUGGUCUGUGGGGGUUUCAAUUGAAGCUGCAGCUGAUCAACAAAAACUGGUAUUCAAGAACUCUCCAGAAAAUAGAGGAAAAUGGUGCAAUGUUGGACUAUGGAAAUACUCUCGUCACCCAAAUUAUUUUGGCGAGAUUUUCCUCUGGUGGGGAAUUUUUGUGGCUUCUACUCCUGUGCUAGAAGGUGCUGAGUGGCUUGUAAUCCUUGGGCCGAUCUUUCUCACACUGUUGCUUUUUUUCGUCAGUGGCAUACCAUUGCUUGAGGAAUCUGCUGACAAGAAAUUUGGCAACGUGGCUUCAUAUAGAGUGUAUAAGAGGACAACUAGCCCCUUCAUUCCUCUGCCCCCUGCUGUGUAUGGGAACUUGCCUUCGUGGUUCAAAACAAUUUUCCUCUUCGAAUUUCCUUUCUAUAGUCGCAGUCUUCCAAAUGAGGGUACAACAUGACUCACCACUUGUGCAAGGUGUAGAACAAGCUGAGUAGGAGUCAGCAGUGGAUUGAAGAUGAGUUAGAAUUUGAUUCUUUGCAACUGCUCUGGUUUAUAAUAGGUUCUGUUCAAGUUAUUAGUGCUAAGCUCUCAAGUACUUCUGCCUUUCAAAGUUAUAUGUAUUAGACUGUACAUUCUCCCCUCACUUGGAUACCUAUUGACUUUUGAUUUAUAAAGCUGCCCAAAUACUUAUUGAA